Rotaria sordida is the source of this 1005-nucleotide messenger RNA. Lineage: Eukaryota; Metazoa; Rotifera; Eurotatoria; Philodinida; Philodinidae. The record is from the annotation of a GenBank genome assembly.
AUGAUGGGUUGCACUCAUCGACCAGAUAAACCAUCACGAAUUCGAGAACAUAUUCGACGACAUACACAAGAAAAAACAAUAGCUUGUCCACGUUGUGGUUCAUUAUUUUCAUGUGGAGUUAAGUUUAUUGAACAUUGUCAAUUAUCAAUUGAAGUUUCACCAAAUUUUCAAUGUGAAAAAUGUGCACAACAAUUUCAAUCAAAAUCUCUUCUUCAAAAACAUCUAAAUAAACAUGCAACAAAACAUGCAUGUCCAUAUUGUACACAAAUAUUUUCAACUCCAUCAGGUGUAAAACGACAUAUUAUUUAUCGACAUACAGAUAUAAAAUAUUUUCAAUGUCCUGAUUGUUCACUUUCUUUUAAAUGUGCAAAUAGUCUUACAGUACAUCGUCGUCGUUUGCAUCUAUUACCAUUACUUGAUAAAAUUAAUGAUGAUGAUGAUAAAGAACAACCUACUGAUUCGAAUGAUAAACAAAAACCUCAAUAUAAAUAUGCUUGUCAUUUAUGUGAACGAUGUUUUUCACGUGGAAAAAAAUUGACUGGACAUUUACUUAAAGUACAUCAACUUGGUAAAGCUAUGGGAUGUACUAGAUUAAGUUAUACAAUGCGAAAAGAUGGUUUUUUUCGUGUACAAAGUGAACUUGUUCCUAUAUCAUUAUCAUCGGAAUUUUCUCUACAACAACAACAACAACAACAACAACAACAAAGUUUACCAUCGACAUCUCAACAUCUUCCACAAACGACAUGUGCAUCAUUUCUAAUCAAUCGUUUAUUAAAUGAUCGUGAAGAUGGAAAUCAACAUCCACCAUUUAGUCCUGAAUUUGAACUUGAUAAUUGGAAUGAUAAUGAAACUGAAUAUACUGAUCGUGGUGAUGAUGAUGAUGAUGGUGGUGGUGGUGGUGACGAUGAUGAUGAUUAUGAUGAUAAUGAUAAUGAUGAUGAUGAUAUUACAGAUUAUGUUGAUUUAUGCUCAAAAAGAGCAAUAUAUACAUCAGAUAUUUUAUAA